AUGAAUGAAAAUCCGAUUCGGAAAUCGGACCAAAACUCUAGAAAGCGCAAAGCGGGAACUGAUUCGCUUCCCGAGGGUAAAAGAAAACAGACAGAGAAGGAGAUCGAGGUAAGUUAAAAAAAUUAAGAGUGGUUGUUAACCAGGCAGGACUUUCUAAUCGAAAUGAAUUGACAUGAUUAGCAAUUAGAAAAUAUCAUAUGAUUAGCGAGGUGAAACAAAUUAGAUACAUUUAAUUUCAUGAAGUCACGCGUCGUAUCGCAACUUGUGAAGCUAAUUUCAUCCUUGAAUUUUGUUUUCAGUAAACUUUAAAUUUUAGCGAUGGUGAUAACUGAAAAACAAUUAAUUUUUGGUUUUGAAUUUGUUUUUUAUAGAAUUUUAUCAAGACUCAACGAUUCUUCUGCAGUCCUGAACUACCGAGGUAAAUGAAAAAAUUGUCAACCUUUGAAUUUGAUAUUAGAAAAUUUCAGUAAGGGCAGUUACAAGUUAUUUUUAUGCUGUUGAUAGGGAAAGCGAGUAGUUGCCUCCAAGUUGACAUUGCUUUGCUUUUGUUUGACCAUAUUUUUGGAAAGUUGUUACGGAAUGUGUGUGUAAGCUAGUGGAAGAUGCCAUCAGAACAAGCGUGUGUCACGUGUCCUUGAACCAAAGAUUGAACGGCUCUCUCGAAUCGUACGGUUGUCCGUUCUCGGUUUUUGUUAUUCUGUCGUUCAGCACUUUAAUCUGGAGAAAUUUAAACGUGUAUUUUAAACUAACACAGUUUCUACCUGCCAUUUGUUCAUUUUGCUAACGUAGCUUUCAUUUCUCCGUGACUUUGAGUACUAUCCUCAGAGAGCAAAUGGAGAAACUUUCAAAAUCAUGAAGCAGCUCCGCAUUAUUUGCAUGCAUCCUUCCGUGUUCUCUAAAGCAUUGAUGUCUGUCUCCCUGCUGUGUUCAGAAACUGGUUUCGCGCUUUAGUAUAGAAGUUGAGAUAAAAUUUGAUAAAAAUUUAGUGAAGCAAACCUUUUUUCCCGAGUUACUUAUUUUAGUUUGACUGCAAAGCAAGUUUUUUCUGUUGGAAAACGAUUCUCAUUGAAACGGAAAAACAGCGUCGAAGGAACCUUUUUCGAGAUGAUAUGGAAAGCAUGUAGAAGUUAAAGGAACCACGUGGCAUAAACCUUAAGCAGCUAGUUACCUAAAGACUCAAGUAAAUAGUUUUAUUAGAGUGAUAUUUCUUUUAUCCUCUCAGGGAAAACUCCAAUUGUGUAGGCAUCAUGCCUCAGACCAGUUCCUUGCAAGAGAGUAAUAACUUCGGGGUUUCUUCAGAAAACUUUCCUAAGAAAACGAACUCAUCUGAAGAAAAAAAUGAAAAUGUAAAUCGGACUGCAAUGAAAUCAGAACGACCCUCUAGAAAGCGGAAAGCAGAAUGUAAUCCCCUCGCUGUGAGAAAACGAACCGAAAUCGAGAGCAGGGUAAGUAAAUGUUUAACUGAUUGAGUGUUCAAACUUUCGUUUGCAUAAGCUCAUCGAAAUUUCCAAUCGGUGAAAUAAACAUUUUAUUAUUUAUCGUACUCGUGUAUAAAGAGCAAAAUACAAUAUAGUAACCCAGUACCGACUUCUGACUAGGAGAAAGUUGCUGUAUAAUUAGAAAGCAAGAGGUGAAUAUCAAGCGUUAAUUUGACACCAACUGAGAGAGUCACCUUUCCUUGUGUUCUUACAGUCACCUUUCCUUGUGUUCUUACAGUCACCUUUCCUUGUGUUCUUACAGUCACCUUUCCUUGUGUUCUUACAGUCACCUUUCCUUAUGUUCUUACAGUCACCUUUCCCUGUGUUCUUACAGUCACCUUUCCUUGUGUUCUUACAGUCACCUUUCCUUAUGUUCUUACAGUCACCUUUCCUUAUGUUCUUACAGUCACCUUUCCUUGUGUUCUUACAGUCACCUUUCUUUAUGUUCUUACAGUCACCUUUCCUUAUGUUCUUACAGUCACCUUUCCUUGUGUUCUUACAGUCACCUUUCCUUAUGUUCUUACAGUCACCUUUCCUUAUGUUCUUACAGUCACCUUUCCUUAUGUUCUUACAGUCACCUUUCCUUAUGUUCUUACAGUCACCUUUCCUUAUGUUCUUACAGUCACCUUUCCUUAUGUUCUUACAGUCACCUUUCCUUAUGUUCUUACAGUCACCUUUCCUUAUGUUCUUACAGUCACCUUUCCUUAUGUUCUUACAGUCACCUUUCCCUAUGUUCUUACAGGCUUCUCUCGGGAAACAAAAACAAGAUGGUCAUUGCAGCAGUUACAAAAUAUCAAGGUAAGUAACAAAAACACUUGUUGAAAAUUGCAUUUAAUGAAAGGAUAGCUAACACUGUUGCUUCUUUUACCUUAACAGAAAAAGGUCAAGUUGUGCGGAAGCCAGGCGUCAGGGUAACUCACCGCAAGAAAAUAAUAUCAGAGAAGAAUUGCCUGAUUAUGAGGCUUACGAGGUGAAAAAAAAAAAAAAGAUGAGAGAUUGAUGAUUAAGCUUAAAUCCAGUACCCUGAUCCACCUCCAAAUUUAAUCUCACAGUAGAACAAGAUAAUUUUUUAAUAUCUGGUUUAUACUUGUGCACCUAAAGCUACGAUAAAAAUGCUUGAACUCAUGUAAUUGAGUCAGUUUUUUAGAUGCUUUAAGUGCAAAUGUUUUCAAAAUUUGACCCGCUCAACUCAUCAGCAGUAGUUUUGUGGCCUUUCGCCCGGUACCUCUCCCCUGGACGAGGAUAAACGAGGAAUUAGGAAUUACAACAAUAGUGCAUGAUCUCAGGAGAGAGGAUUGGGAAGAGCCUGAUCGAGAUGAUCUCGUUUUCAGAGUCCGCGUUCCUUUGACCAGUUGUUAGAAAACACUUUUCCGCGGGAGUAGAGUGACAAAGGCUUUAGAAAUUAGUAUUUCAGCUUAUUCUUCCCUUAAAAAUAUCGCCUAUGAUCUCUGAAGGAAACAGACUUCAUAAAUGUACUGAAUAAUUCUUUUACCUUCAAUAAUUCGCCACAUUUUAACAAUACGAGACCUCUUUGUCGCUAGAGUUUUCCAGUACUCGAAGCAUUUCUAUCUGACAUUAUGGUUACGUUUUUAUGUUCUCAGGACCCUGAUGGGCUCGAGUGGUUAAAAGAUUGUAACUGUCCAUUAUGGUCGCCAAGUUAUGAGCCAAACUACGGCAGUUAUGUGGAGGAAGUUAAAAAUACUGAACCUCCUGACUACAUCAAGGAACUGGCCUCUUCUGAUGGUAUGUUUAUUCCAUUUUUCUCAUUACAGGAAUUAAAUCCUUUCUUUUCCUGAAUUAAUUUUUUCUAUAUGGAAGUGGAAGCAGUCACGGACACUCUCCUCCAUAAUUUAUAACUCCCCCAUCGGUCAAGGAAAAAUUGACGAUUUUCUACAAUAUGACAGCUCUGUUAAUGCUAGUAAGGCGCUAGUGACGGACCUCUCCUCCCUACCCUACCCUUACUGGAAAAUAAUGUUUACCCAGGCCAGCUUUUGUUUAUGUCGAAGCCGCUAAGUUUGUGCUAAAUAAUUUGUGAAAACGGUAUUUAUGAAGCAUACGAAGUGGACGAUUAUUCAGUAUCAAUAUUUCCUCAUAGUUAUUUUAAUAAUUGUUGGAAAAUAGUUCUUGCGAUAUUCAAUUAAUCGAUUGCUCAUUUCGCUCCAAUUUUAGCUGAUCUUGCGAAAUACGAGAUAGGAAAACUCCUUGGAUCUGGUUCAUUUGGUCAGGUAGUUGCUGCGACUCGCAAGUCGGAUGAUAAACCUGUAGGUGUCUUAGUGUCUGAGUAUUGAAUAGGAGCACUAUAACUUACUAGGAGUAAAGUAAUCUUUUAGCAUGAGACUGAAACGAGAAAGAAAAUGAGUUUCAAGAAGAGUUCUAAAUCUCAGAGCAAAUGGUCGAACUCAAAGCUUAGCUUGGUUUAUUUCCAUGUGCUCUUAGGCGAGAAAGUUUAGUUUUACCAGAGUCUCGUCUCGCUAACUUAAAAGCGAUAUUUGAAACUAACAAUCUAACAUAACUGCGCUGUUUUAGUAAGGAAGGAAUGAGAAGGGAGAAGGAGUAUGAGUUUAGGGAAGUUGGUAUCGGGGCUAUUUCGCGCAUGCGUGAGGUUAGUAGCUUAUAAUAUACAAAAACAGAACAAAAUAAAACCUCAACGUAAAUCGUUCUCCCUAGGUGGCGCUUAAGUUUGUAAAGAGAAGUUCAGUGCAAGAGUUUAAAGAGGUUGGUGAAAGUUUUAGUUUAUGUAAGAGAAUUUAUGUUAGUAUUUUUGUUUACGCCACUAAAUAACGUGGAUCACAGAAAUAACAACGUCAAUAACAAUCGUAUUGUGUAGUAUCCAGUGAAUAACUUCAGCGACAAUGACCGUCGUGUCUAAGAGAUAAUUUUGAAGCAGAAAAGUGAACUGAUUCAAGACCCAAAGCUACUUUGCAUUUCGUAUAUGUUACAAGCAGGUUGGGAUUGACUGGUAAUGUUUGAGCACUUUAAAUAUUGGAUUGUAGUGAUUUAGUUAGCGUGCUCUUUAGCCGGAUAUUUUGUUUUCAGAGAGCUGCUCAUUUCUUACGCGAAUUUCUCUUCACCUUACAAAUAGAGUUGUAUUGAUAAGAAUAAACAUUUAAUUUAUCUUGAUCGGGAAUCAAAAAUUUGUCUCGGCCGUGGACCGUCACGGAAACUAUUGCAUUCUCUGAAAGAUGCGAUUAGAAAGUUGAUUGGUCUUUGAUGGUGCUGUAUCAAAAUAUGUCACAGCUGCUUAGUCCAAACAAUCAGCAAAUUCCUGUUGUCGUUUACUUUGUGAGUGAAACUUGAUCCGAGUAAGUUUAACUUGUAUCAACCCUCUUAUCCUCUCUCCCCUCCCUCGUUACAGCUGAAAGGAAGAGAAAUCCCGGCUGAGGCUUAUCUGAUGAGUCGAGUGCGUCACCCAAACGUCAUCCAAAUCUACCAGCUCAUCUUCACAGAAGAACAUUACUGUUUUGUUAUGGAACGACCAGAAUCCUGCAAAGACUUUUUUUACGUCAUACAGGACCGUAACUCCGCAGGAAACCCACUGACAGAAGAUGAAGUGAGACGGUACUUCACUCAGAUCUUGGAAGCUAACAUCAAAUGCGAAGAAAAAGGUGUUAUACACCGCGACCUCAAGCCUGAUAAUAUUUUGCUGGAUUUGAAAAAUGAUGAGGUGAAGUUGAUUGACUUUGGGUUGGCAUCUGAGAUACAAGAAGAGCCUUUUGAUAGCUUUAGAGGUAAGAACUGUUCCAUCAGAGAAAUCAGUUUCAAGUUGUCUCAACUCAACAUAACAAAGAUAAAUGACGCAUUCAAACAUCAAAGAUCUCAGCAAGAAGCCAGCUCAGUUCAAAGAUCUUGUAGGAAAAUGACCCUUAAUUUUUCGAAACAAGCUUCCUUAUUCUUUCUUAUCUUGUCUUCGCUAAUAUUCAUCAUCUUAAUUUGCCUCCUGUAAUAUUACAUAAUCUGGUUAAGUCGUACUUAGCAUCACGUCACGUGACGGCAAGUUAGGGAGAGGAAGUGGAAGCUAGUAAUAUGGUGCAGCCAGGAGUACGGGUGGUGGCCAGAACCUCCACAAAUUUAUUUAAUUUCUUCUUCCUAUUCCUCUGGUAGCUUUGAAUUUCGAAAACAGUCUGUUAAGCAGGCUAAAUCUGAGCAAAUAUUCAAUGAAAAUUGUUUUCUCUUUGUUUUUAAGUAAACUUACCAUGAAUAAUAUUUUUCUAGGUACGCAGUACUACUUGCCCCCUGAAUUCAUGAAGACAGGUAAAUAUGACGGAUGCGAGGCUACUGUAUGGGCGAUGGGAAUCCUCUUGGUCGAUAUGUUGUCACCAGUUAUUCCAGCAUUUGAAAAACCACAACAUUGUCUAAGCAUGGAGCCCAGAAUACCUCGACACUUUUCAUCAGGUGUGUAACAGUUUCAUUAAGUGAACAUUUGUAACACUGUCUUCAUCUGCGUUCAGUAUCCUAACAAGCAAAAAAAUCUUCAUAAAUUCUUGUAUGACAGUCGGAAAGUCUCGCCCUCGAUUGACGGUCACGGUGUAAAGAAAACUGUUGUUGGGUCAUUAUUGGUUAUCACCACUCGAGUUCUCUGAGGAUAAUUUCAGGAGCUACUUCGCCUUGACAUAAAUGAGCUGGCUCCAGUUAAUCAAUCAACUAAGGGGAGAAUCUUUGGGUUCCGAAUCAUUUCCCUUCAGUUAAGAGAGAUCACGGCCCUAAAGGUCGUUAAAGAUGAUGUAUCAGGGACUUCGAGAGGAUUUUCCGUGAAAGUCUGGUUCAAAGGGAAUAAUCAUCUAUCUUUUCCUUUUUCAAACAGAGGUGAAGAACGUUGUUUAUAUGUUGUUGAAUCGCGAAGCAGAUCAGCGACCAACUCUUAAACAAGUUCUCCAGCAUCCCUGGUUCUCAAUGGAAGUCUAA
Pocillopora meandrina is the source of this 6380-nucleotide messenger RNA. NCBI's taxonomy places the organism in Eukaryota, Metazoa, Cnidaria, Anthozoa, Scleractinia, Pocilloporidae. The record is from the annotation of a GenBank genome assembly.